UCACAUGUCCUGUACAGAUAGCACUCUGACCUGCUCUGACUUAUACACGACAACCUCCACACCCGACCUAAACCCAUGCACUAUCACCCCGUCAUACCCCUCAGCUGCCAGGGACUCGUAAGUCACGUUGGGGACCUUUCCCCGCCACACAUGCUUGGGCCUCCUAAGGGAGAUCUCCGCCGUCACCAUGCAGCCAUGGUUGUGGGCCUUGCGCUGAGUCUCGUUUGGCCGGAUGGCGAAGUAGAUGCCGCACCCAGCGGCCCCCGACGCACUGGGCUGCAUGACGCCCGACUGCGUGAUCUGUUGGCCGCGAUCGGGAGACGUCUGGUGGUAGCCGACACAGCGGCCGGAAGUGUACUUAGCUGUGAGGGUGGGGCAGUUCAUGGCGCGGUGGUCGCUGUCCUUGGUGCGGCAGACACGGCAGUAGCGCUUGGCGUGGUUCUGAAGCACCGAAUGGACAUGGUACACAUGAGUGCGGUGUUGCGCUGCUGCUGUGGCCGUCCGUCAAUCUCCACCAAUGCGUACCUCUGUGCAACCAGCAGCCUAUCAGACACACACACACACACACACACACACAAGGCGUGUGUUCUGCGCUGAUCUGUUCCUCUCCCUCACCCUGCAGCGCAGCAUUGUCCCCAGUUGGCCUUGGCUCACGCUGCUCCACAU
Molecule: messenger RNA, 666 nt
Organism: Vitrella brassicaformis
Lineage: Eukaryota; Vitrellaceae
Source: the annotation of a GenBank genome assembly